Molecule: messenger RNA, 1333 nt
Organism: Mycena citricolor
Lineage: Eukaryota; Fungi; Basidiomycota; Agaricomycetes; Agaricales; Mycenaceae
Source: the annotation of a GenBank genome assembly
CGCGUUCUUCUUCCCUCAGCCCCAUAAUCGACGAUUUCCAAGCUCUCACUCCCAUGCCGCGCCGCCCCACAGCUCCUAGUGAUGACGCAGCAUCCACCAAGCCACGCCGCUCAGCUCGAUUGAAGCUCCCCACACCGUCAAACGAUACACGGUCUCCUUCGCCUCCGGCACAUCCUGUCGAACCCAACGACUUCUCCGCGUUCAGUGACGACUCCAUGAAGGAAAGCGACCACGGGGAGUCAGAAUGCGGCUCUGACUCUGACCGGAUCUCGUGGCCAGACUCCGCCGAAGAGCAGGAAGAGCAGGAUUUGGAUGAGCAAGAGGAGAUGGUGGAAUCUGAUGAGUCGUCGACGCAAGCUCGCAACGCGACGUCGAAGCGCUGGCUCCCAUUUCAAGACCGCUACCUUGCUCAAGCUGUUGACCAACGACGCCCGUUUGCCGAAGCUCCCAGCGAUCGAAACACCGCAUGGGAUGACACUUCCGACAUCCUGCGCACGUACAGUCAAGCUCAAGGCCCGCAGUCUGUUGUCGACCGGACCGGUUCCUCGUGUCGGUCUCGUUUUACCAAGAUGAUGGACCACCACAGGAAGGACGAAACCCGGUCCUUGAUGAAGACGGGCGCGGUUGAGGAGAUCUCCGAGCAUCUCAAGCUCAUGACAGAACUCCAAGCUCUCAUGGAUGACCAGGAGCGAAUUCCACCGCCGAAGAAGACAUCGAAAGCGAAGAAGAAGGAAGCAAUCGAAAGACAAGCGGGACUGGAGAUGCGCGAUGCCGCCAUGACGGGCUUGGUUGACACAUCCACUCUGACCGACGUGACGCAGAUAGAGGGAUCGACAUUCCGUGAGAAGCAGGGCCAAAGAAGGCGUCGUCGCGAACCUCUGCUUGACACAACCAAUGACGAACAGCCUAACGACAAUGAUUCUCGUCCUAAGAAGCGUCGCCGGGGAAUAAACGCUGUGACUGAUGCACUCGAAACCCGUGGUCAGGUCAUCGACGAGGAUAUCGCGGAAGCGAGACGCCGUGGGGCCGAGGAGCAUGAAAGGCUUGUUGCGGGACAGGAACGGAUUGCCGAGUCGCAGAACAAGAUGACGGAGGUUUUGGGUGGACUACUCGGAGAGCUCAAGGGCUUGCGAGAGGAUGCAAAGAACCGUGACGCGGCAAAUUCGGCUUGCAACACCACCGAGAUUCUAGCGGAAGCGUUGGCCAAGACACGAAGGGACUAAAAGAGGACCAAGUUCUGCAAUCAUGUACAACAUUUCUUUCAACUUGGACUUUCAAUCUACUGUAGCUACGAAUCUGAUAACAAGCUAGUCAUCUUCACCUUUGCCCCUUA